Molecule: messenger RNA, 1962 nt
Organism: Vicia villosa (hairy vetch)
Lineage: Eukaryota; Viridiplantae; Streptophyta; Magnoliopsida; Fabales; Fabaceae
Exons: 10
Coding region: 359-1597 (412 amino acids)
Source: RefSeq, a predicted model, not a curated record
AUGGAAUUUAAUAGAAUUUAUCUUAUUUUAUUAUUUUUCAUCAUUUUUUUAUAUUCUCUGAUUUGGGCAUAACAAAAAUAAUGAAAGUGUCACUAGAUUAAAGUUUCCAAAAGCAGAAUCAUGUGGCAAAAAGGAUUUCGGGUAGAUUUGAGUAUUCAAAGGCAUGAUUCCCAAGAAGGACAUGAAAACUGCAUCUGAGGGAAGCAUCUUUCUUUAUUUCCCCCUUAUGUGUAUAAUAGCUUCAAAAACAAAUAGUAAUUUGUUCAUUUAUUUCGAAAGCACAAUAAUGAUUAAUGUACUACAGACAAAAGAAAUCUGAGUUGGUGAGUAAGAAGAAGAAACGAUAAUAACUGAACGAAUGAAUUCGUUUCUACUUUACGCUUUGUGCUUCGCAAUCGCCAUCGCGAUUGUUCACUUCAAAUUCAACCUUACGCCACCGAUAUUCGGAUCGCUUCUCGUCGGUUUUUGGAUCAUCAAGAUGAAAUUUCAUCGCCGAUUUGGAAUCGGAAUUACUUGUUUCAAGAAUCCGAAACCGAAUUCGAAGGUGGAGACUGAUCUUGAUGGUGAGCCUCUUGAGGUUCCUCCGCACCUUGUUGUUAUGGUUAAUGGCAUUGUUGGAAGUUCUGCUGAUUGGAGGUAUGCGGCGGAGAAGUUUCUUGAGAAGCUUCCGGAUAAAGUCAUCGUCCACCGCAGUGAAUGCAAUUCUUCAAAAUUGACGUUUGAUGGUGUUGAUACAAUGGGUGAGAGGCUAGCUGAAGAGGUACUAUCUGUUGUUAGUCGCUGGCCAGGGUUGCAGAAGAUCUCCUUUGUUGCACAUUCUUUGGGAGGCUUGGUGGCAAGAUAUGCCAUUGCGAGACUUUAUGAAUACUCUUCAACAUCAGAAGCUGAAGUUACUAUUUGCAACUGCAAAGAGGAGACAGAAUGUACAAAGAAUUGCAUUGAACAGAAUUAUGAAGCCCGAAUCGCUGGUUUAGAGCCAAUGAACUUUAUAACCUUUGCAACGCCUCAUCUAGGUUCAAGAGGACAUAAACAGCUUCCAUUUCUUUGUGGCCUUUCUUUCCUUGAAAGAAGAGCAUCUCAAACUGCACACUUAGUUGUAGGGAGAACCGGAAAGCAUCUCUUUCUUAUGGACAAUGAUGAUGGAAAGCCUCCUCUUCUCCUCCGAAUGAUUGAGGAUUCUGAUGACUUAAAAUUUAUGUCAGCUCUACGUGCAUUCAGGCGCCGAGUAGCAUAUGCAAAUGCAAACUUUGAUCAUAUGGUUGGAUGGCGCACCUCAUCAAUUCGGCGUCAGCAUGAACUUCCAACAUUUGAUCUUCAAUUAAUUGAUGAGAAAUACCCGCACAUUGUACACGCCAAAGUUGGGACUGUUGAUGAUGUUUCCGCCAAAGAAUCUACUAAUGUUGGAGAUCAAACAAUUGACACAGAAGAGGAGAUGAUAAGGGGUCUCACCCAGGUUCCUUGGGAGCGUGUGGAUGUUAGCUUUCGGAAGAGUAAACAACGGUAUGUUGCUCACAGUACAAUCCAGGUGAAAAUCUAUUGGUUGCAUUCAGAUGGUUCCGAUGUGAUCUUCCACAUGAUAGAUAACUUCCUUAUCUAGUCUCUAGAACUAUUGUUGAGUUCAGUGUCAACAAAUCAAUGUUGUGAGCAAUGGACAGUGGUAGUCUUCUUCUACCCUGAAUAUCUAGUAUUGAAAAUUUCCAACAUAUGAUUUUUGUUAUGCGUCAGCAUUGAAAGUUGAUUACUUCAUUGCUGUGCAGCUUCAUUUAAAUCAGUUUUCAUUCCUAGUAACUUGUUCAUAUAUUCACAUGAUUGAGAAUUUCAUAUCGAAAAAGGUGUCUAUAUUGCAAUCUGUCUUUACUCUGUGAAAAGAUGUUUGUCGUAGAUCCAGGCAGCUUGUUUAAAACUCCAUGAACGGAAUUUAACCUUAUAACAAAUGAUAUAUUUGGUAAAUUGUUUCUUGCA